Maudiozyma saulgeensis is the source of this 2373-nucleotide messenger RNA. Lineage: Eukaryota; Fungi; Ascomycota; Saccharomycetes; Saccharomycetales; Saccharomycetaceae. The record is from the annotation of a GenBank genome assembly.
AUGUUGUCUGCAAGAGCGGUAGCAAGAAGAAAUUUUGCUAGUUUCUCAAAGAUUCCAAAGGUAUCAAGAGAUUUACAAUCAAGAGUUCCUCCAUAUGCAAAAUUAUUAACUAAUUUAGAAAAAGUUCAUAAAAUUACUAAUAAUGAACCAUUAACUUUAGCUGAAAAGAUUCUUUAUUCACAUUUAACUAACCCUGAAGAAUCUUUUGGUGGUUCAUCAGGUGUUUCAGCUUUUAGAGAUAUUCGUGGUAAAGAAUAUUUAAAACUUUCCCCCGAUAGAGUCGCUAUGCAGGAUGCUUCUGCUCAAAUGGCUAUGUUACAAUUCAUGACUACUGGUUUACCUGAUACAAGUGUUCCAACUUCAAUUCAUUGUGAUCAUUUAGUCGUUGGUAAAAAUGGUGAAGAAUAUGAUUUACCAAAAUCUAAAGAUGCAAAUAAGGAAGUCUUUGAUUUCUUAGAAUCAUGUUCACAAAGAUAUGGGAUUACAUUUUGGGGUCCAGGUUCAGGUAUUAUUCAUCAAAUCGUACUUGAAAAUUAUAGUGCUCCAGGUUUAAUGAUGUUGGGUACGGAUUCUCAUACUCCAAAUGCUGGUGGUUUAGGUGCCAUUGCAAUUGGUGUUGGUGGUGCAGAUGCUGUUGAUGCAAUGACUGCAACACCAUGGGAAUUAAAAGCACCAAAAGUAAUGGGUAUUAAAUUGACUGGGAAAUUAAGUGGUUGGUCUGCUCCAAAGGAUAUCAUCACCACUAUAGCUGGGAAACUAACUGUACGUGGUGGUACUGGUUAUAUUCUUGAAUAUUUCGGUGAAGGUGUUGAUUCUUUAUCAUGUACUGGUAUGGCUACUAUUUGUAAUAUGGGUGCUGAAGUUGGUGCCACUACAUCUUUGUUCCCAUAUAAUGAUGCUCAUAGACGUUAUUUAGCUGCUACUGGUAGAAAGCAAAUCGCUAAUGCUGCAGAUGUUGCAUUAAAUGAAUAUAAUUUCUUAAGAAGUGAUAAAUAUGCACAAUAUGAUGAUGUCUUAGAGAUUAAUUUAUCAGAAUUAGAACCAACAGUUAAUGGUCCAUUUACUCCAGAUUUAUCUACAAAGAUUUCAGAAUAUGCUGAAACUUCAUUAAAGGAAAAUUGGCCACAGAAUAUUUCUGUCGGGUUAAUUGGUUCUUGUACGAAUUCUUCAUAUCAAGAUAUGAGUCGUGUUGUAGAUUUAGUGAAUCAAGCAGCUAAGGCUGGCUUGAAACCAAAGAUUCCAUUCUUUGUUACUCCAGGUUCUGAACAAAUUAGAGCUACUUUAGAAAGAGAUGGUAUCAUGAAAACUUUCACAGAUAAUGGUGCUAUUGUCCUUGGUAAUGCAUGUGGACCAUGUAUUGGACAAUGGGAUAGAGAUGAUGUUCCAAAGGACACUAAACAAACAAACUCAAUCUUUACAUCUUUCAAUAGAAACUUUAGAGCUAGAAAUGAUGGUAACAGAAAUACUAUGAAUUUCUUAACUUCUCCAGAAAUUGUUACCGCUAUGAUUUAUUCUGGUGAUGCGCAAUUUAAUCCAUUAAAGGAUUCAAUUACUACUCCAGAAGGGAAAAAAUUCACUUUCAAAGCUCCAAAGGGUGAAGAGUUACCUCAAAAUGGAUUUGAACACGGUAGAGAUGUCUUCUACCCUGAGGCUGAUCCAAAAGCAAAUGCACAAGUCGAAGUUAAAGUUAGUCCAGAUUCAGAUCGUUUGCAAUUACUAGAACCAUUCAAACCAUGGAAUGGUAAGGAAUUAAAGACCACUGUCUUACUAAAGGUUAAGGGUAAAUGUACCACUGAUCAUAUCUCUGCAGCUGGUGUUUGGUUAAAGUACAAGGGUCAUCUAGAAAACAUUUCUUACAACACUUUAAUUGGUGCUCAAAAUUAUGAAACUGACGAAGUCAACAAGGUUUACGAUUUAGAUGGUAAGGGUUAUGAUAUUCCAGGUUUGAUGAUGAAAUGGAAGGAUGAACACAGACCAUGGAUUGUAUUGGCUGAACAUAACUACGGUGAAGGUUCCGCAAGAGAACAUGCCGCUUUAUCACCAAGAUAUCUAGGUGGUGAAAUUAUAUUAGUUAAGUCCUUUGCAAGAAUUCACGAAACUAACUUGAAGAAACAAGGUAUGUUACCUUUAACUUUCGCUGACGAAGCCGACUUCGAUAAAAUCGCAUCCGGUGAUGUCCUAGAGACUGUUAACUUGGCUGACAUGGUUGCUAAGAAUGGUGACAACGGUGGUGAAUUGGAUGUAAAGGUCACCAAGCGUAAUGGUGAAACUUUCAUUAUCAAGGCUAAACACACAAUGUCAAAGGAUCAAAUCAAUUUCUUCAAGGCAGGUUCAGCUAUCAACUACAUUGGUGAACAACGUAGAAACGCAUAA